GAGGAGUCUGCUGUUGGGAACUGUUGAGACUCCUGUCACCAGAACUGAUCCUGAGAAAAGAAGGUAGUGCUGUCUGCCAGGAAUAAAUAUUGAGCCGUGGGCCUAAUGCUGGGAAGAAGCAGAGCAGGGAAGAAUCCACUGACUGCCCUUCAGGUCAGGACAAAUAGCUCUCCCACAUGUAUUCUAGAACAGGCCUAGGGGUCUUGUCAGAGGGACAAAGAAGCGGGCGCUUAGGCUUCUUUGGACAGUCCCUAGAAAAGGAGACCUAACGUGCAGGACCAGAGUGAAGAUCAGACGGUCACUUGAAGGUGGGUGCUGUGAAUGGCAAGCUGCAGAGAAGCCUUUGUGGGAAGAAGGGCACUGGCUUUGUGGAGGGUGGAGCUGCAAAGGUAGAAAAGAUGCCCCAAAAGGAGAGUAUGAGGCAGCGCAAACAGGGAGCACAACACCAGCAAAAGCAUGAGGAGGUGCCAGAGAAAGCAGAAGAGAAGCAUGAGGGCCUCAUCGAAUUCCACAACUCUUACCGGGAGCUCUUCCAGUUUUUCUGCAGCAACACAACCAUCCACGGAGCCAUCCGGCUGGUGUGCUCCAAGAAGAACAAGAUGAAGACAGCCUUCUGGUCUGUGCUCUUCUUCCUCACCUUUGGACUAAUGUACUGGCAGUUUGGGAUCCUCUACAGGGAGUACUUCAGCUUCCCCGUCAGCCUGAACCUUAACCUCAACUCAGACAGGCUGACCUUCCCUGCUGUCACACUGUGUACCCUCAACCCGUACAGAUACAGUGCUGUUCAGAAGGAGCUGGAUGAACUGGACCGGAUCACCCACCAGACACUGAUGGACAUGUACAACUACAACAUGUCUGUGGCACAAAGUGAUUGGGCUGCCCAGUACACACACAAACGUAGCUCCAGAAGCCUGUUCCACUAUGUUCAGCGACACCCACUGCGGAGGCACAAGCGUGAUAACCCAGCUAUUGUGCAGGAGAACAACCCUCCUGUAGAUAAAAGUGACUGGAAAAUUGGCUUUCUCUUGUGCAACGAGAAAAGUGAUGACUGUUUCCACCAAACAUACUCAUCGGGCGUGGAUGCUGUGCGAGAGUGGUACAGUUUCCACUACAUCAAUAUUCUGGCACGGAUGCCCAGCACUAAGGACCUAGAUGAGUCUAAUUUUGAGAGUUUCAUCUAUGCUUGCCGCUUCAAUGAUGUUACAUGUGACAAGGCGAAUUACACUCAUUUCCAUCAUCCUAUUUAUGGAAAUUGCUACACAUUCAAUGAUGACAAUAGCAGCCUGUGGACAUCCUCACUGCCUGGGAUCAAUAAUGGCCUCUCGCUGGUGGUGCGCACGGAGCAGAACGACUUCAUUCCCCUGCUGUCCACAGUGACAGGAGCCAGGGUGAUGGUCCAUAACCAAAAUGAACCAGCUUUCAUGGAUGAUGGGGGCUUCAAUGUACGUCCAGGGAUAGAGACCUCCAUCAGCAUGAGAAAGGAGAUGACUCUGCGUCUUGGGGGCAGCUACAGUGACUGCACAGAGGAUGGGAAAGAUGUGCCUGUGCAGAACCUCUACUCAUCCCGUUACACUGAACAGGUCUGCAUUCGAUCCUGUUUUCAGCUGAAUAUGGUGAAAUGCUGUGGAUGUGCAUAUUACUUCUACCCCCUGCCCUCUGGAGCAGAGUACUGUGACUAUACUAAGCAUAUAGCCUGGGGUUACUGCUAUUACAAGCUCCAGGCUGAAUUCAAAGCUGACAUUCUGGGCUGUUUCCAUAAAUGCCGGAAACCUUGCAAGAUGACGGAGUACCACCUAUCAGCUGGAUACUCCCGGUGGCCUUCUGCCCUCUCUGAGGAUUGGGUGUUUCACAUGCUUUCCCAACAGAAUAAGUACAAUAUCACAUCCAAGAGGAAUGGAGUUGCCAAAGUGAACAUAUUUUUUGAGGAGUGGAAGUAUAAAACCAAUGGAGAGUCUCCUGCCUUCACGGUGGUGACCCUCCUCUCCCAGCUGGGGAAUCAGUGGAGCCUCUGGUUUGGUUCCUCUGUUCUCUCUGUGGCUGAGCUUGCAGAGCUGAUUUUGGACUUCAUCGUCAUCACCUGUAUCCUGUCCUUCCACUGGCUCCGCACCUGGCAUAAGCCUGCCUCCACUAUGCCACCCCCGGGUGGCCAUGACAACACUGACUUCCAGUCCGAGGUGUCUGGCCCCAGCACCCCACACCGCUUCACUGUUGAAGCUGUUGUGACCACGUUGCCCUCCUACAACAGCUUGGAAAGAUGCGAGUCCAACAGGGAUGCUGAAAUGGGAUUGGCGUGAGGACUCUGGUGCCAUAUCCUGCCUACAUGUAGCUCAGGGGUCACAUGCACUACACCAUUGAUCUUGUCCUUGGGUCUGCAGCUGUGUGGCAGACCGAAGCAGGGACCAAUUUCCUGCUUGGUGCUAGAGUAACUGUGGAUUAGCUACACCUGUCCUUUCUUUACCUGGAUCAGAUCAUAGCAGAUCACUGCACUAUUACUGGUGAUGGGUUAAUUUAUAUUCUCUUCUGGUGGCAAAUUCUACAAUCCUUCUCCCACAAUGCAAUGUCCUUAGUAUCUGGUACUUACCAUUGUCAUGGGUACCCAGUGAUGGGAAACAAAUAUAUUGGGGUCAACUGAGUUCUUUCAGGUUCACAUACACACUCUCUCUCUUUUUCCUUGUACCAAGGACACACCCACUCUGGUCUGUAACCAUUAGAAAACAAGAACUAAUCAAAGAGGA
Gavialis gangeticus (Gharial) is the source of this 2735-nucleotide messenger RNA. It is a transcript of the gene SCNN1A, whose product is annotated as sodium channel epithelial 1 alpha subunit. The transcript is spliced from 13 exons. The record is from RefSeq and is a predicted model, not a curated record. Bases 399 to 2294 code for a protein of 631 amino acids. NCBI's taxonomy places the organism in Eukaryota, Metazoa, Chordata, Crocodylia, Gavialidae. Gene Ontology annotation, molecular function: ligand-gated sodium channel activity. Gene Ontology annotation, biological process: sodium ion transmembrane transport. Gene Ontology annotation, cellular component: membrane.